Messenger RNA from Peniophora sp. CBMAI 1063, 1815 nucleotides. The record is from the annotation of a GenBank genome assembly. NCBI's taxonomy places the organism in Eukaryota, Fungi, Basidiomycota, Agaricomycetes, Russulales, Peniophoraceae.
AUGUCCUCCCAUAGAACGCCCUACGCUGGCACCAAGCGGAAGCUUGUUAUCGCCUUCGAUCUCGGCACUACCUACAGCGGUGUAUCCUAUGCCGUUUUGGAUCCUGGAAAGGUGCCCGAAAUUAAGACGGUGACUCGAUACGUCGGACAGGAAGCGGGCGACUCGAAGGUACCAUCUGUCGUGUACUACGAUGCGAAUGGCAAACUACUCGCGAUCGGCGCCGAGCUGCCUCCGCUGGACGGUGGUGAUAUGGAGGGUAGCGAUGGUGAAGAGGACGAGUGGGACGUCGUAGAGCCAUUCCGUGUUGAGUGGUUUAAGCUUCUUCUACGUUCCCCAAGCGGCGCCGAUGCGGCCAACGCCGACAUACCGCAUACCGUCUUGCCACCUAAUAAAGACGUCGUAGCGGUGUAUGCCGACUUUUAUCAAUACCUUUUCGAGCGCACUCGCGCGUUCAUCUGCGAGACCCAUGCAAGUGGACAGCUUGUGUGGGAUUCGCUCAAGGAUGAGAUUGAGUUUAUCCUGACCUACCCGAAUGGAUGGGAGGGCUCGCAACAAGCUGCUAUGCGUCGGGCGUUGGUUCUGGCAGAACUCGUGCCAAACACGCCGGCUGGCCAUGAGCGUGUGAAGUUCGUCUCGGAAGGCGAGGCGUCCUUCCAUUUUUGUAUUUCCUCUGGUAUGCUCGAGGAUGUGAUCUCGACUGGCAGCAAAGUCAUGAUCAUUGACGCGGGCGGUGGAACUGUCGACUUCAGCACGUACACGUUCAUCAACGCAGCUCCCGUUGAGAUUCAGGAGCUGGCUGCAUCUAAGGGGAUCUUCCAAGGCUCCGUCCUCGUUCGUCACCGUGCGCACAAGUUUCUCAAAGCCAAGCUUGCCGGGACGAAGUUUGGCGAGAAAGGCUAUCUCGACGCCAUGUCCGAAGAGUUCGAUAGGAUCACCAAGAAGCGGUUCAAGGGUGCUGGCGACUCGUACAUCAAGUUCAGCUCCCUUCUCGCAGACAAAGACAUCAAGCUCGGUAUUCGAAACGGUCAAAUCAAGCUGACGAACGAUGAGCUGUGCAGCUUCUUCGACCCGGCCAUCCGUGAGAUUAUCGCCACGAUCGAAGACCAGCAAGCUCGCGCGGGCGAGGAUAAGGAUAUCCCUAUAUACCUCCUCGUGGGCGGCUUUGCCGCUAGCGAGUACCUCUACUCGAAGCUCAAGCUGUAUCUGGAUGCCGCGGGCUUAAACCUCUUCCGCCCGGACACUCACGCGAACAAGGCCGUCGCACAGGGCGCUGUAUCAUUCCAUCUAGAUCACUACGUUUCCGCUCGUGUCGCGAAAAUGACCUACGGCUCGCGCUGCGCCCAUGUCUACGACAAGAAGCUCCCGGACCACGCUCAGCGCGCGCAUAAGGUCUUUAUCUCGCCUGACGGGAUCGAGAUGUUGAAUGAUGGUUUCCAGUCGGUCCUUGCGAAGGGCAUCCAAGUGACGGAGGAUACCGAAUUUGAGCGCCCGUUUCAUAUCGUCUCUCGCUUUGGCGUGGACAGAAUCGACUGCGAGGUGGCCUGUUACCGUGGUGAUCGGUCUCCCAAGUGGACGGACGAAGAACCCGAGCUAUUCUCGACGCUGUGCACGAUAUCCGCGGACGCCUCGCGCAUUCCGAAGUCUUUCCGGGGAGGCGCGCGCGGCGAUUAUUGCCGGCAGGACUACGUCGUCGUACUAUCGUUCGGGCUUACGGAGUUGAAGGCGCACUUGACAUGGAUGGAGAAGGGCGUCAAACGAGUCGGUCCUGCAUCGGUGGUGUACACUGCAAGUCGGCCGCCCACCGGAAUUCGUUGA